Porites evermanni is the source of this 7589-nucleotide messenger RNA. Lineage: Eukaryota; Metazoa; Cnidaria; Anthozoa; Scleractinia; Poritidae. The record is from the annotation of a GenBank genome assembly.
AUGGCUUGGUUUGUCGUUUUUCUUAUUUGUACGGCAGUAUUCGUGGAGGGAAGACCACGACACCAUAAGCACAAGAAAGGUUUGUAAAACGGCGUUAAAAUUUUUCAAUUCUAGAGGUUUCCAUGGGCUGUUUACUUGGACAAUUUUUUUUUCAUAAUAACCAUAUCAGCCCGCCCAACGGUUUAAAUCAUUUGGCGACUGUUUUUUUUUCUGUCUGUUUGUGACGGAUUUUUAAGCCACGACAUUCCGUCUCCGGGUUGUCACUUCCUAAAUAAAAACGAAUCGCAUUUCUAAUUACCUAAGAGGUCGCACCUUGGAGUAACCUGAAAUACUGAGCCGUAAAGUGUCGUCGACAUGAAAGACAAAGCGCAAAUCAUUCGUUAUUGUUCAUGCUUUGACACAUUCUGAAGCUGAAUACGAUUGUCAACAAACCGUUCCGAUAAACUAAAGUGCAUUUAAGUGCACAAACUAAAGCCAUUGUUCUUCUAAUUAAAUCCUUUGUUUAGUGACGUUUCCAUUGUCGAAGCUUUUGUUUUUGAUGCGUCGAUUAACGUUAAUUGUGGUUUGGAUCUCGAUGAUUUCAUUAUCACUUAAUGAAGGGGAACAUAAGGAUUCGCGGCUGCGACUAUGUUAUUUAACAACAAAGGUUGAGAUAAUGGCGCUCGUGCACAUUAAUCUUUUUUAUGUAACCUUAUGUGUUACCAGUCAAAAUUUCUUUUCCGCGCACGGAAAUCGUAAAAGAUUAUGGAGCUCAACAGGCCGUUAACAUCUGCAAAACAGAUUUAACAGCGUACAAAAAGGAAGUAGAUUGGACUUUUGUCAAUCACAGGCACUUUUAACAAGCUCUUAACCUUUCGUAGUUGUCUCACAAGCAAAUAACAAAGGUUCUCUGGAAGGUGGUGGCAGGCUGAGAAGAAAUAUGUUCGGCCAGAAUAAAAAGGGAGCAAAAAACUGAAUGAUACCAUUAUUUACAAGUUAAAUCACAAUUUGUGUGAAAAUACAAAAUAGAAAAGAAAAUAGAGUUAACCGUCUACUGAUCCAUUUCGCUAAUGAGUAACACCUGUUUGUUCGCUAAUAAAAUUUUAACAACAUAAAAGUUUCUGCCCUCCUUCACUGUCACCUCUCUAUAUUUUAAAAAUUUGAGAAAUUGUCGCCCAAGUUUGAGACUUAGACACAUGCAAAAGUGAUCUCAAAUGCGGUGGUGUUUCCGGUGAAUGCACAAACGCUGUCCAGACAAUCGUCAUGAAUGGAGACAACUAGAGCAUGAAACAUGCAUUUAGACACUUACACGUACUAAGAAAAGGGAUUGGAGAAUAUGAAAGAAGAAGUGUCAAAAGGACAGACAAAAUGAUUUCUCUCGAACAUAGACUUCUUUGAGAUUCUUUCGGGUUUCUAAACGGUUUAUGACUAAAAUCGCAAUAAAAUUUGUCAGGCUGGCAGCGCAUGUCCGUCCGAGUUUAUUGUCGGAGCCUCCAGUGUCUUCUGUGACUAAAGACGUAAAUAGCUUCAGCACACGUAAUAAAGCACUCCCUAAACAAAAUGAGGCAAAUACAUUUUGGGGUCACGAUCAAUUGAGAGUACACUUCCUAGAAUUGACUCCUUGAGCUUAAAAAACGUUGCCCCUGACGUUUUUCAGUCAUUUGCUUUGACUCCUUGAAAGGAAGACACCAGUCUAUGAGUUGGCGCCUCGAGUUGACGCCUGUCGUUUAUUCAGUCAUUUUCCUUGACUCCCGGUGACAUAAAACAUGGGAAUUGCCUUCCUUUCAGUUUACAAACCUGUUUCAUACUAAAAUCGUGAAAUGUCGAAAAAAAGCACUUUGAUGCUAACUGGUUGAUUUGAGGUUUCCUUCUUUAAGGGACGCAACCUGUGAUAAUGUCCAUUUGAAGCCCCGUCCGCACGCACCCGGAUACUCUUGAAUCCGCAACUUUUUCUUUCCGGAUACGGCUUCCGUCUACACGUAUAUGGUGAAUCCGGCAUACGAAUCCGCAACGUUUUGAAUCCGCUCUCCAGAGAGGAAAUUUUUGAAUACACCAUGAAUCCGAAAUCGUGUGGACGCUAAAUCCGGACAUUUUGAUAUCCGGUGACGUAACAAGAUCGACCUUAAUUUUCUACCGCGAAUACUGUAAUUAAGAUGUCAACUUCGUUCCCAGGUUCUCUCAAAGCAGAGCAAGAUGCAAAUCUCAAGCGCUUUACGACGCAUGCUCUUUUGCCAAUUUUCGCAGAGGAGUCCUGGGAACUAGAGUCAAUCCUGAUACGUGUGGACGGACAAAUUCGAUUUGAAUACGGAUACGUCUAGUCGUGGAAAUUUUUAAGCCGGAAAGAAAAAGUUGCGGAUUCAAAAUAUUCGGAUACGUGUGAAUGGGUCCUGAGAGACAUUUCACUAACUAUCCUAGAAAUCCAGGCGACAUACUUAAGCUUACAUGCAUGUAGGUUCGUUUAUUGAUCUAGUGCCUUGAGACAAAUUAAAAUAAGGGGAGCUAAGGGGCACCAAACCUACCCCGGCUAAGGUCAAAGAAGCAAUGUUUGGAAAUUUUAAAAAAUUCUAAAAGUAGGAAUUGUCCCCAAACUGAGAGAAACAUUAACUUGAUAAUCACUCAUAACAUUAAAAGAAGGUAUUAACAAUAACACAGCAAAUACAAAAGGAGGCACGGAUGGACAAACUUGAAGAAGAUUAAAACGGAUUGAACUUGUGGGUUUUGGAAAUAUUGUUAGGCUAACAUUUUUUCAAAGUUCAAUUUUGUUGUUUGUAACAUUUGAUAUAAUGCUCGAGAUGUGAUUUUGACAUAAUGUCAAGAUCCACAGCCGAUAAGGAAGCGUAAUUAGCAAUAUCAACAAUAUCAACAUGACAGCCGUGACACAACGCCUUUAAUACAUGACGUACUUAUGAAAUCUCUGUCACACAGCUCACGAGGCAACUCAUCUCAAUGACGAUACACCACCACAGGCAUACCACCAGCCCAUGGAUGACCCAGCCAAAGGAACCCCACAGAAUAUCAACGUGUACAAUAUGGGCAUACGUAAGAUGGCAAAAGACAACAAAGUAACAGCGCAGAUGGACGCACACAAUGUGGCACUUACCAUGCAAGGACCUGGGAUUAUAUCGGUGGGAGCCACUCAACAGCAAGUUGCACAGGGUGACCCAAAACCCGACCACACCAUUAGUGUGGUCAAAGACACCCCUUCGGAUAAGAGUUACCACGUGAUAAACGUCCAUUCAGGUAAAUAAAGAUAGGGUAGGGGCUAUGGUGAUGUUCGAUGUACAUGUAGAUGAUGUAUGAAUAAGUAGAUACUUGCAAACUUGUUCAUUCAUGUUUAGCUAGCUAUUUAAAGCGAGCAAAAGUCGAUUUGAAUUAACCAUACCGGAUCAGUUCACUUAAAGAGUUUAAAUCAGCAUUAAUAAUACAGGGCCGGGUUCCUCAAAAAAUGGUUAAGUUUAACCCAGGAUUAAGCAAAAUUUGCAGCAUGGUUUUCUCGUCUAAGAAAAUGCAACUCGAGUUUACAAAAUACAGUUGAGCCUUUACUACGAGAUACAGUGAUGAUAACACAAAAUGUUACCCUAAGCAAUGAGUACGAAUGUAAAAUACAAAAAAGGAACAAAGUUUCAAUCCUGGAUUANGUUUUUAUCAAAAAACAAUUUUUUAUUUAAAAAAAACAGAAAAGGAAUGAGUGGGUGAAACCCAAGCUAAAUUUAACCUAUUUGAAAUCAGUUCAAUGAAUGGUAUCCAGGACUACUACUGGUUAUACAGUGAUCUAGCCCAGGGCAGGGGGCAGUCCGUCCUCUAUGGGUUGCACAGGGAAGGGGCUGCCCCAGGUUGAGUGCCCCCCCCCCCCCCACCCCAAGGAGACUAUGGACCAACAAAAAUUAGGGUCAAUUUUUGUGGCCUACAGACUGCCCUGUCUAGAAAAACAAGUAUAUUAAAAGAAUUAUGAGGGAAAAGAUAAAACAGUGAAGGAAUAGACAAGGGGAUAAAGGUUAGAGGCAAAGCAGUAAUGCUUGUAAUCUUAAUUUGGUUUUGAUAAUAAAACUGCAAUUUUUUUCUGAAGGUCAUAAACUACCUAUAGUCCUCCCACUGUCAGAGCUGCCUUCACCGCAAGCGGCACCAAAAGAAGGGAAAUCUGAUCACCAGCAACCUACCGUGGCUAUGAACAAGGAUCUAUCAAGGAUGUCUAGCAAACAAAAACCGAAGAUUGCAUUGCAAGAAGGGCAGAAACCACCCUUGGCGACCAAAGAUCAAAACCAGCAACAUGUUCCAUCAGUUCAUGUACAGAACAAAAUGAUCAAAGAAAAAGCAAACAAGGUGCCGACAAAUCUUGCAAGUAGUGUUCCUGUGGAAGACCAUAACCCCAAACGUGAGUGGAUGUUACUAUAAAAGUGAAUAGGGAAUGGGAAAAUGAAAAAUGAGAACAGGUCGGAGAAUGGUUAAUGAAGAUGCUGAUAGGGCUAGGUUCAAGUUAAGUUUGUUCCCAUUUUUCCUUUUUUCUGUUCCCUUCCCCGUGCUUGUUCCCUUGUCCCCUUUUCAAUGCGAGUGGAUUUGACACAUUUUAAAAUAAGCUGUGAAUAAAGGCAAACUAAAUAGAUGUUGCUACUUGCAAUAGUGCCGUGGCUAGUAAAUAAAGGCUUAUAGAUUUUAUUAUUAAUUAUGAAAACCCGUGUAUUAAUGGGUUUUAAAUUAUUAAACAUGAAAGGCUUCAAUCAAAUUUUCCAAAAUUAGCAACGUGUACCUCUGCCCACCUGUCCAUGAUCUAAUUCAGUUACUGACACCAUCGAUGUCAUCAUCAUCAUUUAUCCACCCACUAACUCACCAUUAUAAUUAUUAACUAUUUAUCUUUUUUAUCAUUAAUAUUAUCAUUUAAAGUCUGCAGUUUGCAGUUCAACCUCUCUACAUUUUGCCCCUGGUCCAAAGUCAGUCUUCUUUUACAACUGACCAGUUUUGUUGUCUUCAAUAGACUAUUUUACAGUUACAGGUGAAAACGAGGCGGGAGUUGACGUUGUUUUGAUACAAACCUUCCAGCUUUACUAUUUUAAUUAUGUUGUUCUUUUGCUAACUAGUAUUUUUUUAGCAUAAUUUUCAUAAGAAAAGGAAAGAGCUUUGUAUCAAAACAGGGUCAACCUCAGCCUCACAUUUACUCAGAGGCUAGGAGCUAAGCUCAUAACUGUAAAGUGGCGUAUUGUGAGCAACACUAGCUGGAAGCCUAGCAUCCCCCAGAACAAAGGAGAAAGUUGAACCCUCUCAGGGUCUUUACUAAAUUGCAAUAGGGUCAUGGUGAUGCCUACAAAGUGCUUUAAGAACUGGAUGGGUAAUCACAGAUAUUUAAGCAAUGGACCUUUCUAUGGGUUUACCAGCGUGAUAACCCACGCGGGAUGUUGGGAGAACACGAGAAUAGCUUGUAAAUCACGAGCCAAAGGCGAGUGAUUUACAGGCUUUUCGAGUGUGGUCUAUUGCUUUUAUAAAAUAACAUUAAGUUUUCUAUGAGUUAACCGGCACAAUAAUUCAUAGGUUUUUAAUCAAUCAGAACGCCCGUACUAUCUUAGUUAUUUUAUAAAUGUAUACAUAAACUAGUUAAGUUUUACUUCAUUGCUUGUUUCAUAUGCCCACGUUACUAUACUAAGCACUAGGGACAAUAAGCUUAUAUUUGGCAGAGAAAUGGCAAAGCAGGGAAGCUUACCUCGUAUUACCAUUUGCUUUGUCCAUCAAAAUCUUGCGUCUUGGUUAGCGUGAGUUAAAAAAUCGAACACUUCAACUUUCAAAUCAUACUUGUACAAGUACAUCACGAAGUUUCCAUCUCCAGGUCAAAUGAUUGCGUCUCGAAAUUUAUAAAGGGCUGCUUCUCUCGUAAAAUGAUCGAUCACUAAAGGCUGACAGUUCGAUAAUAAUUUGCAACACCCAUGAGCCGUCUUGUCAUGUAAUCAAGCAACAUAUGUAAACAGACUCCAAGCUCCGAAAGUCGAAAAAAGAUUACAAGGUAUCAAAAUUAGAAAGCGCUACAACCAUUUUGAAAUGGACGCCAAAAAGAAUGACCUCAAUGAGCAUGUAGCAAAGGAAAGUCCGCUGACCAAGAAACCGCACCUUUCUAGUCUCCAUUCUCCCUGGUUUUCGAAUUUUUUGAACUUCAAAACACUGCGGCUCAUUUUUUAGAGGAGCUUACGAUUUAUACACAGAUUGAGAUCAAUCCUGCAAAUAUCGACAACUGUUGGUAUUUUCUGCGAUUUUCUUGCAAUGGGCAACGCAACUUUCAAAUGCGAAAGUAAACGUGUGCGUGAUGAUAAAAACUAUGUAGUAAAAAGGUGAAGUAUCCUGAAGUAUAAUACCAUCAACAGACGUGAUGCAACCACUCCCUUUGACUCUUAAGAUGACUACCGCACAGGUUGUCGAAACGUCAGUUACUGUCAACAACAACAGUCCUAUUCAGGACUAGCGGACUACGUUCACCCGGACGAUCAAACUCAACCUACUUUCAAAAUGACUCCUGGGUUCAAACCUUUCACAUAAAUUCCUUUAUACACAUUUACGCAAAAUGGGCAGGUGGCGUUGAGUUUCUUGGGAAAAUUUCGCAGAUUUAAAAAAUUUAACAUUGUAAGUGUCUUACGUUUCCUGAUGUGUAUUAAUGACCAGACGACGUUUUCUACAGUUCAAAUUUCGACCUAUUGUCUUAUCUAGCCGUAAAUUAGGUGCAAAACUUCUAACGCUUCUGUUGUUCAUUUAGGUUACGUUCAGAUUUCUUUAGUUAAUUUGUUUUCCUAUUUAAUAUUGAUCAUCUUAAAUUGUAAUUAGACUAAGAAACUUCCCUUUGGAGAGUCAGGAGACAUAAAAAUAUCCUGCAACGUGUCUCUCAUUCAUGAUACCAGUGGUGGAUCCAGGGGAGGGGCCAGGGGGUCCGGCCCCCUCCCCCCCCCCCUUAUUUUUAGACCAAACUGAGGCCCAAAGAGCCGAAAAAAUGUUUUUUGGACACCGUCCCGCCCCCUUAUCUCAGGGUCUGGAUGACCUCCCCCCCCCCACCUUUAUCUGAAGGUCUGGAUCUGCCGCUGCAUACACUCAGGGCGCGAUCCAUUCAACCAAAAUUUCCGGAAAUUUCGGUCCAAAACUCAAUGGAUCGGGUCGGUCCAACCGGAAAAGUUUCGAAAAAACAGGUCCACCUUUUGAGGUGGUCCUCUUUUCCCGGUCGGACCGGUCUGAAUGUUGGUUGAAUGGAUCGCGCCCUCACACUCUCCGCACCACAUCCAUCGAGCAGUCGAACUCCACUCCUUCCUUCCUUCCUAGCUUGCUCGUUUGCUCCCUCCCUUCCUUCCAUCAUUCAGCCCACCAUUGAGUCGUUCAUUUUAUCUAUAUGGAUUUAUUUAUUUUUAUGUUCUUUCAACUUCACAGACGAAGAACAAGUUGUCAAUGGUCACAAGAUUAAAGUUGCCAAUGCAGGCGAGCCUCAAAAAGUUUUCAGUCAGGUGGAUUCUAACAAUGUCGCCCUCACGGUUCAUGGGCCUGGGUCGGCAUCUGUGACGUCAAACGUUAAAGGGGGAAGCACCCAAACUGUCAUUUUCGAUCCCAGGCCAUAUGAUCCAUGUCCUGGGGUUAAAUGCCCGAAAGAAAACUGA